AUGUAUUAUAUUGCUUCAGCCGACAGUCAACAGAGUCAACAAGGCAGAUCACAGGCCGAAGCCCCAGAGUUCUUGACAGAGAAGUGCCCAUUCGUUGGAUUGAAGAGCACCCUCGAGCAAGUCGGGACGCCGAGAUGA
This is a messenger RNA of Caenorhabditis elegans, 138 nucleotides long. RefSeq lists its product as uncharacterized. Bases 1 to 138 code for a protein of 45 amino acids. The transcript has a single exon. Lineage: Eukaryota; Metazoa; Nematoda; Chromadorea; Rhabditida; Rhabditidae. The record is from RefSeq and is marked reviewed.